This is a messenger RNA of Panicum virgatum (switchgrass), 1111 nucleotides long. Its product is annotated as protein TORNADO 2-like. Gene Ontology annotation, cellular component: plasma membrane; plasmodesma. The coding region runs from base 107 to 934 and encodes 275 amino acids. The record is from RefSeq and is a predicted model, not a curated record. The transcript has a single exon. Lineage: Eukaryota; Viridiplantae; Streptophyta; Magnoliopsida; Poales; Poaceae. Gene Ontology annotation, biological process: auxin-activated signaling pathway.
GAGAGCAUAUAUGCUAGCUAUGCUCGAGCAUGAGAUUGCGAUCGCAUCGCACGCCAAUACCCAACGACCGUACCACCAAUCAACCAAGCAGUAACCGCCCCCGCCCAUGGCUCUCAACUACCUGGCCGUCGCCGCCAUCAACUUCGCCGCCGCGCUGCUCUCCAUCCCCGUCAUCGCCGCCGGCAUCUGGCUCUCGACGCAGCCGGACAACGCGUGCGUCCAGAUCCUCCAGUGGCCGGUCAUCGCCCUCGGCGUCGCGGUCCUCGCGGCCGGCCUCGCCGGGUCCGCGGGCGCGUUCUGGCGCCUCCCCUGGCUCCUCCUCGCGUACCUCGUCGCCAUGCUCGCCCUCGUCCUCGCGCUCGCCGGCCUCGCCGCCUUCGUCUUCGCGGUCACCGCCUCCUCCUCGGGCCGCCCGGCCCCCGGCCGGGCCUUCCUCGAGUACGACCUCGACGACUACUCGGGCUGGCUGCGCGCCCGCCUGGACGCGCCGGGCCGCUGGGACCGGGUCAAGACCUGCCUGGCCGCCACGCCCACCUGCUCCGACCUCAACCAGACCGCCGCCGCCGGCGACGCCGCCACGGCGCAGGGCUUCUUCGCGGCCGCCUGGCUCAGCCCGCUGCAGUCGGGCUGCUGCAAGCCCCCCACCCGGUGCGGCUACACGUUCGUCACCCCGACCUACUGGAUCAGCCCCGUCAGCCCCGCCGCCGACCCGGACUGCGCCGCCUGGAGCAACGAGGAGGCCAAGUUCUGCUACUCGUGCGCCUCCUGCAAGGCCGGCCUGCUCCAGAACCUCCGCGGGGAGUGGCGCCGCGCCGACAUCAUCCUCGCCGUCGACGCUGCGGCGCUCCUCGCUGUCUACGCCGUGGGCUGCUACGCCUUCCGCACCGCCAAGACCGAUGAGCUCUUUCGCCGCUAUAGGCAGGGCUACACGUAGCCACGUAGGCAACGAACUCACUGCCCUUUUAUUUUUGUCACUCACAUGUAUUUGUGGGAGGUUUGCACUUGCAGCAGCCCUACUGGUGGGCGUUUUCUAGUCCCCUCACAAUCGAAAUUUUGCUUCUUUAAUUGCUACUCCCUCCAUUUCAAAAUGUAAGUCGUUUUGGUUUUUUUA